Messenger RNA from Arachis ipaensis, 2121 nucleotides. Its product is annotated as phragmoplastin DRP1E. The record is from RefSeq and is a predicted model, not a curated record. Gene Ontology annotation, cellular component: membrane; cytoplasm; microtubule. Gene Ontology annotation, molecular function: GTPase activity; GTP binding; microtubule binding. Lineage: Eukaryota; Viridiplantae; Streptophyta; Magnoliopsida; Fabales; Fabaceae.
AUAAAAACUUGUCCAAACAAAUUUAGAAUUGAACAAAAAAAUUUGAGAUCUGAACCCUAGAUCUACUCGCCGCAUCUCCGCCAUUAUCACCAUUAAGCUCGCUGUAGUGUUCGUGAUCAGAGGGAGAGUAAGCUCGCCACUGUCGCCGUUCAUGUCCUCGUCAUUGCCGCCAUCAAGCUUCUAUGUCAAUGUCGUUGCUCGCCGUCUUCCUCUGAUCAUUCCGCCGUUGCUCAUCGUCGUGUCAUUUUUUUCUCACCAUCGCCUCCUCUGCUCAGUCCUUUGUCGCAGAUCAUCGCAUCGCCGUCCAGAUCUGUCGUUGCUCAUCAUGGUGUCAUUCUUUUCUCGCAGUUGCCUCCUCUGCUUGCCGCCUCCUCUGGUCUCACUAUUUUCGUUGUUCUUUGCUUUUAGUGCUGUUUAUUUUCGUCUAGUAGCCAAACUUGAGAAAUUGAAUCUAUAUACUAUGUUUGAUUCUGCGUAUGACUUGCAUUGACUGGUAGUGGUAGGUGAUAUCUUCGUGCUUAAGCUAAUUUGGCAGCUCUUCUCGUUAGGAAAACCUUUUUAUUGAUUUAUUCAUUUAUGUAUAUGGAGGACAUGGUUAUGUUCUUCCUAACAGUAAAUUAAAUUAUAAAUUUUAUUGAGUAAAGUAUUGAAUCUUAUUUGAAGAAAAGUUGGCAUAUAAUACAUAGAGUGGGGAAUUUAGUAUGCAAUUCUUUGUGGUUAAUUUUGGUCAAGUGAGAAAAAAAGGAUUGGUCUUUGAAUUCAGUAUAAUUUGUUUGAGAUAUGGUGAACCAUGAGUAGAACAUGUUUGUGAAUUUGCCUUAGUGAAUGUAGGUACACUGCUAUGACUAUCAUAUAAUUAUGAAGUGAGCAUGUAAUAGUUACUCACCGAUUUUAACUGAAAAUUCAUAUUACUUGCUAGUGCGGGAAAGGGAGUAUGGUGUCACAAACAGUUGAGCUCCUCAAGAAUGAGAUUCCUCUGGAGCAGGAGUCAGUGGUAUUAACCGAAGCCACUGUCAAUGGUCUUGUUCUUGUGGACAUCAUAAAUGGAUUCUAUACUGUUGGUUCUGGAAAUCUGGCUCCAAGAGAAGCCAAUAGGCAGAUAUCAGGAAUGAUCAAUAAAUCAGAAAGGCUAGCAAGAUUGUUCUGUGAGAAGAAAUUUUCAGUCAUGGCUUUCCUGGAUUCUCACCACCCUAACAAGUCAGAGGACCCUUAUCCUCCUCACUGUAUUCAAUUCAGAGAUUAGCACUUAUACGAUCUUCUGCAAUUAAGAAAUUUUGUCAACCUAACUUUGGUUGAUCUACCAGGGUUGACUAAAGUUGUUGUAGAAGGACAGCAGGAGAGUAUUGUUCAAGACAUUGAAAAUAUGGUCCGGUCUUACAUUGAGAAGCCUAAUUGUAUUAUACUGGCAAUAUCUCUGGCCAAUCAAGACAUAGCAACUUCUGAUGCUAUUAAAAUUGCAAGGGAAGUGGAGCCAUCAGGUGAGAGAACAUUUGGAGUGUUGACAAAGCUGGAUUUAAUGGACAAAAGAACUAAUGCAUUGGAUGUCCUUGAAGGAAGAUCCUAUCGUCUGCAACAUCCUUGGGUUGGUAUAGUAAAUCGAUCCCAAGCUGAUAUCAAUAGAAACGUUGAUAUGAUUUUUUCUAGGCGCAAGGAGCGAGAGUAUUUUGCCACCAGUCCUGAGUACGGGCACUUGGCAAAUAAAAUGGGUUCAGAAUACCUUGCAAAACUUCUCUCUCAGGUUACAGCUCUAUCAAAAAUAGCUCAGAGUACUCAAAAUGUUGAUCCAAAUGCUGUUGCUGUUUCUCAAACAGCUUCAAUUAUAUGGGAAACAAGUAGUUCAUUUGAGGUUUAGUUACUGUAAAAUUCUUUGUAGUUUCAUUGAGCUUUCAUAUUAGGUAUAAAACUGCCUUGUUUUUUGUGGAUAUUAUUAUAAGUUAGUGGAAAACAAACCUGCUUCAAUUGCUCAAUUUUUUAAGGGCACUCCCAAUCUGGAUAAGAUUGUAACUCUCAUGUAGUGCAAUUUAAUUCUAGAUUCAUGUUUGUUCUUGUAAUAUAUACCUCUUGGUUGUAUUGGGGUAAAAUAACUAUGAAUGGAAGCUCUUUGGAAUUGAUCUAUGUGUA